AUGGGUUGUCGGAGGAUAUUGUUUGAAGAAGCAGGGCCGUCCGGGCCGAGUAGGGACUCUGCGGAUAGCCCUUCACCGAAAAGGCUGGAGAUUAACGACAUGAGAGUCGCCGUCGACGUGAGAAGUACAGAAGUGCCGGAAAGUUACAUGAAUGAAAGCAUGGAUCCAAAUAUGAUUCCCAGAGAAGGGAUGUCAUUCCACACGGAAGCUGAAGCAAAGGCGUUCUACAUGAGAUAUGCACAACUGGCCGGGUUCGGCGUGAAAAUGAAGGCCACUAAUGUACGGGAAGAACACGCAGAUGACAUAAACAAGCUUAUUGAAUUCUUCAAGGAUUGUGAGGCUCAAAACCCGCAGUUCCGAUGGGAACCAAAGCUGGACUCUGAAGGUGUUAUACACAGCUUAUUCUGGAGUCAUGCAAGCAUGCAGGGCGAUUAUGCAGAUUUUGGUGAUGCAAUGAGCUUUGACACAACUCAUAAGACUAACAUUUAUGAGAAGCCACUAGCAAUGUUUGUUGGAUCAAACCACCAUCUGCAGAAUACAUUGUUUGGAUGUGCAUUGGUAGGAGAUGAAACAGCGGAAACUUUUGAAUGGGUGUUCAAAGCAUUCAAAAAGUGCAUGGGACAAAGUAGAACAAGGUGUAUCCUCACAGACCAAGACCAGGCAAUGGGAGUGGCGAUUGCCAAAGAGUUCCCAGGGGUUGUUCAUAAGAUUUGCAGAUGGCAUGUGGUGAACAAGCACAUGCCACAUCUAACCAACCUCUUUGGGAUGUAUGCGAAGAAAAAUUUCAAGGACAAAUUUUAUUCUGUGCUAAACCACCCACUCACCCCUGUGGAGUUUGAGGCCGCUUGGCAGGAACUAUUGGAUGAGUUCGACCUACAAAAGGAUGGCACUUUAGAUAGCCUUUACUGCCAGCGACAACUGUUCGCCAAAAAAAUGCUUGACUUCAUGCAUUCACGUAAGAUGAAGGAGUCUGAAGAGUCGUACCAUGGAACGAGCAAAAGGCUCACAAGAAGCAAAUGGCCAUUUGAAAUACAGGUUUCAAGAAUUUAUACUAGAAAUGUUUUCAAAGACUUUGAAAAGAAGAUGAUCGAUUGCACGGCUUACGAUAUAGAAGACAAUCCAAUAGAGGGUGAAACAUGCUAUCUGGUAACUCACACAAAUAGGUCUUCUAAACUAUCUUGGGGGCAGCACCAGUUCAAAGUCCGUGCAAACAAAGAAAAUGGUGAGUUUCAUUGCGAGUGCAAGGAGUGGCAGCAUACAGGUUUGUUCUGCGUGCACUUGUUGAGAGCCUUCAUGAGAAUCCAGCUAAAUAGUAUACCACAACAUUACAUUCUCCGUAGAUACACAAAAUAUGCACAGCAAGAGUUGGGAUUCGACAGGAAUGACAAGCUCCUAGUUGGAGCUGAUGGAGUCACACAGUUGUACAGAAUCAAAGAUCUAACGUCCCUAGCAAUGGCUGCAGUCAGGUCUGGGAGCAUGUCGCGCGCUGCGCACAUUAGAACGAGAGAGGUGUUGGCAAAGCUUGACAAAGAUAACAAAGAAAUACCCCCUGACAUCGGGCCAAGCACAACAAACAUGCACCAAGAAUCACCAGGAGAGGAGUUAUCAGAUUGUAGUGAAAGUGAUGAUGGCUAUAGUGACAACACAAAUGAUGAACAAUUGGCGAAAAGGGUUACCCAGGAAUUGGGACAAGCGAACGUGGAUGGAAAUGAAGCCAGGGAGAGUAUAAAGGGGAAAAUGGUUCUUGCAACAAAUCUGGUAUGA
Molecule: messenger RNA, 1764 nt
Organism: Setaria italica (foxtail millet)
Lineage: Eukaryota; Viridiplantae; Streptophyta; Magnoliopsida; Poales; Poaceae
Product: protein FAR1-RELATED SEQUENCE 3
Exons: 10
Coding region: 1-1764 (587 amino acids)
Biological process (GO): regulation of DNA-templated transcription
Molecular function (GO): zinc ion binding
Source: RefSeq, a predicted model, not a curated record